This is a messenger RNA of Paralichthys olivaceus (Japanese flounder), 2383 nucleotides long. It is a transcript of the gene phykpl, whose product is annotated as 5-phosphohydroxy-L-lysine phospho-lyase. The record is from RefSeq and is a predicted model, not a curated record. Lineage: Eukaryota; Metazoa; Chordata; Actinopteri; Pleuronectiformes; Paralichthyidae. Gene Ontology annotation, molecular function: transaminase activity; pyridoxal phosphate binding.
AAGAGCCCGCAAAGCGAUUCAUGAAAACAAUCCAAUAAAUGACACAGAUAAAGUUCUCUCCAUUGUAAUCCGAGUCCACCUGUUGUCUCUGCGACAUCUGACCAGUCCGUUGAGGAAAAACUGUUUCAUUGUUUAUCGAUUCAGUAAAACAGAGGUAGAUUAUUUGUAUUUCUGUAAACGUCCGUCGGAAUUCUGAGGUAAUAAACACAUCGUUUCAGAAAGCCCGAGAGGGAGCUACGAGUAAGUCCUUACCAAUUCUUACUGCAGCGGCUCUGUGAGUCAUGGCGCUCCACAAACUCAAGAAAGAAGAAACCCUCGCCCUGAGGAAGAGAUUGAUCGGACAGUCGUGCAGACUCUUCUACUCAGACGACCCAGUGAAAAUAGUCCGAGCAAGAGGACAGUAUCUGUUCGAUGAAAAUGACAAGCGCUUCCUGGACUGCAUCAGUAACGUGCAUCAUGUUGGCCACUGUCACCCCAGUGUUACAAAGGCUGCAGCUGCACAGAUGGAGCUCCUGAACACAAACUCCAGAUUCCUGCAUGACAACAUAGUCAUGUAUGCAGACCGCCUGGCUGCCACUCUGCCUGAGAAACUGUGUGUCUUCUACUUUGUUAACUCUGGAUCAGAAGCCAAUGAUCUCGCCCUUCGCCUGGCACAGCAGUACACCCAACACAAGGACGUCAUCGUGCUCGACCAUGCAUACCAUGGGCAUCUCAUGUCCCUCAUCGACAUUAGCCCUUACAAGUUCCGGAAACUGGCAGGACAGAAAGAAUGGGUUCAUGUGGCACCGUUACCAGACACCUACAGAGGCAAAUACAGGGAGAAUCACCCCAGCCCAGGCCAAGCUUACGCUGAUACAGUGAAAGACCUAAUAGAGGACGUGCACAGGAAAGGCCGUAAGAUCUGUGCCUUCUUUGCUGAAUCACUGCCAAGUGUUGGAGGACAAAUCAUCUUGCCCCAAGGAUACUCAGCUAAAGUUGCAGAAUACGUGCGUUCAGCCGGUGGAGUCUUUGUGGCAGAUGAAGUCCAGACAGGUUUUGGACGUGUGGGGAGUCACUUCUGGGCUUUCCAGCUGCAGGGAGAGGGCUUCUGUCCUGAUAUUGUGACGAUGGGGAAACCGAUGGGAAAUGGGCAUCCAUUGGCAUGUGUGGCAACCACUGUAGAGAUAGCUGGAGCUUUCACAGCCAACGGAGUGGAGUACUUCAAUACGUUUGGAGGUAACCCAGUGUCGUGUGCUAUUGGCCUGGCAGUCCUUGAUGUGAUAGAGGAGGAGGACCUUAGAGGAAAUGCCAUGAGAGUGGGAGCACACCUAACAGAGCUGCUCACAAAGCUGCAAACCCGACAUCAAAUAAUUGGCGAUGUCAGAGGUGUGGGGCUGUUUGUGGGACUGGAGCUGGUCACUGACAGAGAGCAGAAGACUCCUGCCACACAAACAGCAGCGCUGGUGGUUAAGAGGUUGAAGGAAGAGGAUCAGAUCUGUGUUAGUACAGAUGGCCCCUGGGAGAAUGUGGUUAAGUUCAAACCCCCGAUGUGCUUCUGUAUGGAGGAUGCAGAGCUGGUGGUGCGAUGCAUUGACCGCAUCCUCACAGACAUCAAGGCCAACGACCUUAAACUGGAAAAGGAAGACAUCUAAGCAGGUCUUCGAUGCCGAUUUAUGGUUUGGACAUUGGUUGAAUGAGGACAGGUCAUUUCACAAAACCCAGCCAACUGGAGGUAGUCAUCUUUAAAAUGAGGCUAGAUGUGACACAUCAACACCACCUGGGAGAUAUUUCAUAUAUAAGAUUCUAACUUGACACUAAUGAACUUCAUUCUCUUUUUUCAAGAGAUCAAUAAAUAAUUUAAUUUUCCUCUACUUUCUCUAUAUUCUUUUACCCAGUCAUAUUUAAAAAUAGUCCCAGCUUAUUUGACUGAUCAGCAACAUGUUCUCAAUACACAAUAUGGUUGAUAUAAUCACUUACCAGACCACUAUCUUUAACUCCUGGACACAUUCACAAAAAUGCUCAAGUAUCGCAGUUUCUCAUCUAGUGGGGUGGGUAUUAAAACUCAGCCAGUUAUCCUGCAGGUAGUGACGCCCUCUCCCACAGCUUCUCAAAGAGGCAUCCGCAGUGUCAUUAACAUUACUCAAGACAAAACAAGCAAGCCAUUUAAAACAGUACAAAACAUUUAACAUUAACUUUACAAAUAAUAACAAAAAGAUCCGAGUGUAAUAGAAACCAAAAGUUUAUUUCUACCAAUUUGCCCAAGACACUAGAGGAAUGAGUUUCCAGUGAGAGAGGGAAUACCCUCUUACAUUAACAGGCUUGCGUUCAGUUGAAUAACACUAGUAAAGCCACUUAAAAUUGCAGACAUGAUGGGGGAAGAAUCUCCUUAAAAGCCAAAAAAAAA